ACAUUACUUCCUAAACAUGCUUAUCGAGAUUUGAUAUGGGAGUUGUAGUUUUCAGGUGUCAUAGAUGUGUUCUCUCUCUCUCUCUCUCGACUUGAGUCAAGUGCAUUUUUUUGAAAACUGUGUGAUAGUUGUUCUCGGCUUACUUAUACUUUCACACGGCUGAACAGCUGUGACAUACAUCACGUGGUGUCUCUUUUCAAAAACAGCAAACGCGAUUUGAAACUAGUUCAACUUGAGUCGUCUGUCUGCAGACGUGCGCUGGGCGCGCGUGUGGACGCGACAUGCGUGACGCGGGAGCUUGAGAACACAGAAUAAGGAUGUGUUAUGUAAUAUUGACGUCAAGCGAUUCGGCGAACAAAAGUUGACGACUAAUGCAACAAGUGAGAGGAACGUCGAGGGACACACGGGGGCCUGGCAGCGACGCGGAACUACAACUCCCACCAAUGAGCGGCCUCCUCUACAGUAAGCGGCGCAUUGGGUUCGCGCAUGCGCACCGGCGGGGAAAUGGAUAUCAAGUUGGGCAAAACAGCGGGUGAUAAAAUGCACAAGCUGAAGUCAUCGCAGAAGGACAAGGUUCGGCAGUUCAUGUCCUUCACGCAGGCCGGGGAGAGGACGGCCGUGUACUGCCUGACACAGAAUGACUGGAAACUAGAAGUCGCCACAGACAACUACUUCCAAAACCCGGACCUCUACUACAAAGAAUCCAUGAAAACCUCAGUGGACCGCAAGAAGCUGGAGCAGCUCUACAACAGAUACAAAGACCCCCAGGAUGAGCAUAAGAUAGGCAUCGACGGGAUCCAGCAGUUCUGCGAUGACCUGACCCUGGACCCGGCGAGCAUGAGCAUACUGGUGGUGGCGUGGAAGCUCAGGGCGGCCACGCAGUGCGAGUUCAGCAGGAAAGAGUUUGUGGACGGCAUGGCUGAGCUAGGCUGUGACAGUCCCGAAAAACUCAAAGCGAUCCUUCCCCGACUAGAGCAGGAGCUGAAAGACACGGGGAAGUUCAAAGACUUCUACCAGUUCACCUUCAAUUUUGCCAAGAACCCCGGCCAGAAAGGUUUAGACCUAGAGAUGGCCGUGGCUUACUGGAAUCUAGUUCUCACAGGUCGCUUCAAGUUCUUGGAUCUCUGGAACAGGUUCCUGCUGGAGCAUCACAAGCGGUCAAUACCCAAGGACACUUGGAACCUCCUCCUGGACUUUGGCAAUAUGAUUGCAGACGACAUGUCAAACUACGACGAGGAAGGGGCUUGGCCUGUCCUCAUAGACGACUUUGUGGAGUUUGCCCGGCCGAUCGUGACGGGGUGUAAACGCAACAUGACAUAAUGUUCGUCCCAGCUUCAUACAGAGUUUGUCUUUCUUCCAUUUUUUUUUUUAUGAGAAUUUUUAUACAAAUGAGCCAAAAAGAGACUACUUCUCAACAAGCUUGUCUGCAGCUUGUUGUUAGGAUUGUUCUUCCAACCGCAUAAGAUGCCUUGGUUUGGGGAGUGACCUGGAAAAACCCGUUCAGAGUGGAGAGCAGGAGGGAAAUCAACAGGAGAGGAGUUGUUUUUUUGUUUUGUUUUUGUUUGUUGUUCGUUGGCAAGGACAGACUCUGUGAUCGCAAUAUGGAAAUAAUGGGUACGCUAGAACUCGUCACUCGUGCGCGAUCAUCCCAGUUGGGUGCGGCUUCCAUACUGCUGCUGUGGACUUGAGCUCACUAAACCUGCACCCUUGGCACAGUGAGGAGGGACGGUCAAAGCGAGCUCUCAGCACAUGCAGAGGAUCGAGACGAAGAUGCAGUAGGACGUGACCUCUUACCUUGUAAAUUGUGAAUGGAACCGUGUCUUAACAUCUGCAUGUUUUCGUCAGCUCGUGUGAAGCGGUGCCGUGGACGCGGAGGAGGGGGAAAAAAAGAUCUACAUUAUUCUCACUGAGAUUGUGAAUGAAUAGUUCUCGAACAAUCACAGAGAAGAGUGGAGAAAGUGUGUGUGUGAGCGUGUAUUUGUGGGUUUUGUGUGUGUGUGUGUGUUUGUGUGGGGGGGGUUGGUUUAAAUAUAUAGCCUCUUUUACAAAACCAGGCUAAAUAUUAUUCUUUUAGUUUUUAUUAAUAUAAGAAUUCAAGCGACACAAACUGACGGCGAAAAAAAAAGUUCAGAGUGGCGUUUUGUAUUCAGACAGAUUUGGACAGAGCAGCAUGCUUUUCGGGCUCAGCACCAGCAGAAGUGCUCUUGCUACAGUGUGUAACAACACUGUACUCUUAGAAAUAAGAAUAGGUUCUAUUUUAGAAGAGCAAAAAUGUAUAUCUACGAAAAACAGGCAAUGAGAUUUAUAAAUCGUGAUUAGAACAUAAGCAUUUACAGUAGGAUCCUCGUGUAUAAAAUGCUGUUGCGUCACAUUUCGUUGGUUCCUUUAGUGUUGCAGGGUGUAAACUGCUGUACUCAAAGAGAAACUGACUGGCACAUUGACUGUUUUAUUAUAUUACUAUUAUCCAGGUGAUGACAACGACGACUUGCCAACUCUGCAAACUGCACUGAUUUACACUUUUUCUGUUGUUUUUAGGAUUAUAUUUUAAAUAUCAGGCAGCACGUGUACAGCUACAAAGGCUACUGAGUUUACAUGACAGUAGGUUUCACUAACACACACACACUAGACCUUUUAAAAUUGAACAUCUACACAUCCAGCCAAAAGUAUUUUCACUGUUUGUUUACACAGCUUGAGGUUUUAGUCUGUUGCUUUUCACGUAUUAGCAACUGCGGGGUAACGGCGGCACAUUAAAAGUACCGUAGAACUACAACAGAGAAAAAAAAACGUGUCACCCUUUAAGAACACUGCUCGUCCUGAUGGGAGGACCCAGCCACAUAGUAUUUCUCCGUGUACCACAGUCCUGUGCUACAUUAUCGUAUUAUAAUAUAGAUGUGGGCACAACAACUGUGAGAGAAGCCCGACAUCCAGCUGUGGUGAUUUUGAGCCAUUGCUUUUCCUACAUAUGAGAUUUGGUGUUGCUUUCAUUGUUGUUAAUGUCGUCCCCCUUUCCCAGAUAAAGAGUGUGACAGAAGUGUCAGAGCUCAGGUACCAGGCGGCCUCCUGUACUUAACAUGAGUGGCAAGCCAAUUCUCGUCACAUGAUACAACCUUUUGCCAUGUGAAAUAAAGAUGAAUUAAUUCCCUCUAACUGCAGGGGAUUAAAUCAUUUCUUUUUGUUAGGUUUCAAAUUCUCAUAUUUAUGUAGACAAGUAAGUGUAAGUCAUGGAAGAGAUGAAUGUAGCCUUUAAGAAGCUGAUAAAAACAGGAUGGAAGUUGACCAGGGAUUUCUGUCCUGGACUGAAUGUGGCUGAACAGUAAAACAGAAAUCGGCUUCAUGACGACUGUAAAACAGAAAUGUGUUGCUUCAAUGAAAUGUGUUAUAAACUGUCAGUACUGUUAAACGUGUGUGUGUGUGUGUGUGUGUGUGUAAAACUAUCACGGUCGGCACGGGGAGAAGGUGUGAAAGUUUUUUCCCCGUCGUCGAUCAUUGUUGACUUUUACAACCUGACGUUGUUUGUGGUUCAGGAGCAAGAAAAUGUGACAUCUUUCAGUAUUCAUCGCUAACAUGGUACGUUAGGUUACGUGUUUAUUUGUCAAACGUGUGACCGACUGUUUCUGGUCAUGCGGACGAUUGUUAUCAAAACAGUAUUAUUUUUGCCACCGAGGACACUGAUAUUUAGAGAAUAUUAUGUUUUGUCACAGAAGCAUUGUUUUCUUUAAGAAAGUUGUCAAUAAAGCAUGUUGUUUUUAA
This is a messenger RNA of Scophthalmus maximus (turbot), 3750 nucleotides long. RefSeq names its product DCN1-like protein 2. The transcript is spliced from 7 exons. NCBI's taxonomy places the organism in Eukaryota, Metazoa, Chordata, Actinopteri, Pleuronectiformes, Scophthalmidae. Gene Ontology annotation, cellular component: ubiquitin ligase complex. Gene Ontology annotation, molecular function: ubiquitin conjugating enzyme binding; ubiquitin-like protein binding; cullin family protein binding. Gene Ontology annotation, biological process: positive regulation of ubiquitin-protein transferase activity; protein neddylation. The coding region runs from base 487 to 1320 and encodes 277 amino acids. The record is from RefSeq and is a predicted model, not a curated record.